This is a messenger RNA of Cercocebus atys (sooty mangabey), 2521 nucleotides long. It is a transcript of the gene BTNL9, whose product is annotated as butyrophilin-like 9. Gene Ontology annotation, molecular function: signaling receptor binding. Gene Ontology annotation, biological process: regulation of cytokine production; T cell receptor signaling pathway. Bases 225 to 1835 code for a protein of 536 amino acids. The transcript has 11 exons. Gene Ontology annotation, cellular component: external side of plasma membrane. The record is from RefSeq and is a predicted model, not a curated record. Lineage: Eukaryota; Metazoa; Chordata; Mammalia; Primates; Cercopithecidae.
AAACAGCAUAUAUCUCUGGGAGGAAGAUGGAUAAAUAAUUCUCACACAUGUCCUGGCCUCUGGAGCUCAGCUGCCAGUCCACGUCUACGGAAUCUUAGCAUCUAGGACCAAGACACUUCACAGCGAUCAUCACCCUUUGCAGAGGAGGUGAGAUCACCGGGACUCAUCUGCCAUUGCAGACCUUUUGCUGCUACCUGACAGGUGGCCCCCACUGCUGACGAGAGAUGGUGGAUUUCCCAGUCUCCCUGGACUCCUUGAAGCCAGCAUCUCUGACCAGAAGUCUAGUCUUCCUCAUGCACCUCCUCCUCCUUCAGCCUGGGGAGCCGAACUCAGAGGUCAAGGUGCUAGGCCCUGAGUAUACCGUCCUGGCCCUCGUCGGGGAGGAGGUGGAGUUCCCGUGCCACCUAUGGCCACAGCUGGAUGCCCAGCACAUGGAGAUCCGCUGGUUCCGGAACCACACCUCAGACGUGGUGCACCUGUACCAGGAGCAGCAGGAGCUCCCUGGCAGGCAGAUGGAGGCGUUCCGGAACAGGACCAAGUUUGUCAAGGACUACAUCGCCUACGGCAGUGUGAUCCUGCAGCUUCACAGCAUCAUCCCCUCCGACGAGGGCACAUAUGGCUGCCGCUUCCUCUCCAACAACUUCUCUGGCGAAGCUCUCUGGAAACUGGAGGUAGCAGGGCUGGGCUCAGACCCUCACCUCUCCCUUGAGGGCUUCAAGGAAGGAGGCAUUCAGCUGAGGCUCAGAUCCAGUGGCUGGUACCCCAAGCCUAAGGCUCAGUGGAGAGACCACCAGGGACAGUGCCUGCCUCCGGAGUUUGAAGCCAUCGUCUGGGAUGCCCAGGGCCUGUUCAGUCUGGAAACAUCUGUGGUUGUCCGAGAGGGAGCCUUCAGCAAUGUGUCCCUCUCCAUCCAGAAUCUCCUCUUGAACCAGAAGAAAGAGUUCGUGGUCCAGAUAGCAGGCGUGUUUUCUCCCGGAGCCUCUCCGUGGAAGGGCGCUUUGGUCGGGGCCCUGGCGGCGCUGCUGGCGGUCCUCGCGGCGCUGGCGCUGGGCUUCCUCCGGCUGCGGCGGCGAUGCCAAGAAAAGCUGAAGAAGGAGGCGGAGAAGAGAGAAGGGAAACUCACUGCAGAGCUGGAGAAGCUUCAGAAAGAGCUUGACUGGAGACGGGCUGAAGGCCAGGCUGAGUGGAGAGCAGCCCAAAAAUAUGCAGUGGACGUGACUCUGGAUGCGGCCUCCGCGCACCCCAGCCUGGAAGUGUCCGAGGAUGGCAAGAGCGUGUCUUCCCGCCGGGCGCCGCCAGGCCCCGCGCCGAGCGACCCGCAGCGGUUCUCGGAGCAGACGUGCGCGCUGAGCCUGGAGCGGUUCUCCGCGGGCCGCCACUACUGGGAGGUGCACGUGGGCCGCCGCAGCCGCUGGUUCCUGGGCGCCUGCCUGGCCGCGGUGCCGCGCGCGGGGCCCGUGCGCCUGAGCCCGGCGACCGGCUACUGGGUGCUGGGGCUGUGGAACGGCUGCGAGUACUUCGUCCUGGCCCCGCACCGCGUGGCGCUCCCCCUGCGCGUGCCUCCGCGGCGCCUGGGCAUCUUCCUGGACUGCGAGGCGGGACAGCUGUCCUUCUUCAACGUGUCCGACGGCUCCCACAUCUUCACCUUCCACGACACCUUCUCGAGCGCGCUGUGUGCCUACUUCAGGCCCCGGGCCCACGACGGCGGCGAACGUCCGGAUCCCCUGACCAUCUGCCCGCUGCGGGUUCGAGGGACGCGCGUCCCCGAAGAGAACGACAGUGACACGUGGCUGCAGCCCUAUGAGCCGACGGACCCCGCGCCGGACUGGUGGUGAGGCGCCCUCGUGGCCGCAGGAUCCCAGGCCCGCGCUUUGCUCUCCUGCUCCGUCUGAAGUGAGCAGGUGCACCAGCCACAAUGUCAGCCAGGGGGACAAAGAGGGGGACCUUUGCCUACGUAGAUGCGUAUGUGUAAUGCGAUUUUCUUCAAGGAAAGGAGACACGUCCAAAACUCAUAUGUGGAUUGUGGGACUGAGCGAAUGAGCACAAAGACAUCCAAGUCGCUGAGAGCCGGGGUUGCCUGCGGUGGGCGGUGGGAAAGAAGCCAGCGUGGAAGAAAGACGGAGAAAGCUUUGGUGACUGCAUUAGAGGGAUCAGUUAAUUUGUAUCGUUUUAUAUUUUUUGUAUACGUUUGCUAGCUCUAAAAAAGUCGAGACGCAAUGACACUUCGUAAGCAACGAGUUCACCUAAGUAAGGCUCAGAUCCUAGUUUUAAAUAGCAUUUCCCAUUAAAAUGAAGUUGAAGAAACAGCUGCUUCUGGGGCUGGGGCAAAAAUUUCAAGGUGAGCCUGGAGCAUUGUGUGUGGUAAAGUAAAAUAAGCGCUCAAAACGUGACGGAAACAUGGCAAAAGGGUAGAGGAGCCAGGCUGAAGGGACCUCACUGACCAAUUGUGGGACAAUUUGAAUAUCAGGAUGAAUAAUGACAGGAGAGAUGAUAACACACUGAAUAAAAACAUAAUCCAUGA